Messenger RNA from Paramecium pentaurelia, 518 nucleotides. The record is from the annotation of a GenBank genome assembly. NCBI's taxonomy places the organism in Eukaryota, Ciliophora, Oligohymenophorea, Peniculida, Parameciidae.
UAUGUGGGAAAUCAAAAUCAAGAGAGAAAAAAAUUUACCUGAUCCAGUUGGGUAUAAAAAGGCAUAUGAUGAUUGUUAAGGAUAAGAGUUGAGAGAUGAUUUAGAGAAAGUAAUGUUAUUACUAUAAGCAUUUAGAAAGCUAUGGGUAUUGCUAAAGGAGGAUUUGGAAACAUAUUUAUGAUUAUGUUCACUUUGUAUAUGACAGGAAAUAUGAUGAAUAUAUUUACUAUUGUGAUUAUUGGAUAAUUUUUAUGGUAAGCUAUAUCUACAAUUGCAAAAAUGGAUCAAGCAUUUUCAUCAUUAGAGAAUAGAGGAAUAUCAUUGUUUUUAUAUAAAUUGAUUUAUUUAUCUGCUGGAUUAUUGUAAUUGGGAGUAGUGCUUUAUAAAUUAUACAAUAUUGGUUUACUUCCAUUGAAUAGUGCUGACUGGAUUGAUUUAGUUCCUUUACAUCAUGUAAUAACAAUUUAGAUUAAGUAUUUAGUAAGAAGAGAUUGUUGUACCUUAUAGCUAUAAUUGAU